AUCAGGGCCCAGCAGGCACUAACAUGGCCAAACCAAUGGCGUGGCGGUUCCCGGUAUAUAAACCGGGGGCCGACGCCUCGGAGUCGGGUGACCCCUAUUUCUGCUGGAGAAGGAUCUGAUCCCGGAUUGUUACCUCUGUUCUUGUGUCGCGUGCAGUGUUAGAAAGCAAUCAUGCCUUUCGGAAACACCCACAACAACUUCAAGCUCAACUACAAGGUUGAGGAGGAGUUCCCCGACCUGUCCAAGCACAACAACCACAUGGCCAAGGUGCUGACCAAAGAGCUGUACGGAAAGAUCCGGGACCGCCAGACGCCCAGCGGCUACACCCUGGACGACGUGAUCCAGACCGGCGUAGACAACCCUGGUCACCCCUUCAUCAUGACCGUGGGCUGCGUGGCCGGCGAUGAGGAAUCCUACGAGGUGUUCAAGGAUCUUCUGGACCCCGUGAUCUCCGACCGUCAUGGUGGAUACAAACCCACCGACAAGCACAAGACCGACCUGAACUUCGAGAACCUGAAGGGCGGUGACGACCUGGACCCCAACUACGUCCUGUCCAGCCGUGUUCGUACCGGCCGCAGCAUCAAGGGCUACACCCUCCCCCCCCACAACAGCCGCGGCGAGCGCAGAGCCAUCGAGAAGAUGUCCAUCGAGGCUCUGAACAGCCUGGACGGAGAGUUCAAGGGAAAGUACUAUCCUCUUUCUGGCAUGACCGACGCCGAGCAGGAGCAGCUCAUCAACGACCACUUCCUGUUUGACAAGCCUGUCUCCCCCCUGCUGACCUGCGCCGGCAUGGCCCGCGACUGGCCCGACGGCAGAGGAAUCUGGCACAACGAGGACAAGACCUUCCUGGUCUGGGUGAACGAGGAGGAUCACCUGCGCGUCAUCUCCAUGCAGAAGGCCGGCAACAUGAGGGAGGUGUUCAGACGCUUCUGCGUCGGUCUGAAGAAGAUCGAGGAGAUCUUCAAGAAGCACAACCACGGCUUCAUGUGGAACGAGCACCUGGGCUACAUCCUCACCUGCCCGUCCAACCUGGGCACCGGGCUGCGCGGCGGCGUCCACGUCAAGCUGCCCAAGCUCAGCACACACGCCAAGUUCGACGAGAUCCUGCACAGGCUGCGUCUGCAGAAGCGCGGCACAGGUGGCGUGGACACGGCGUCCGUGGGCGGAGUGUUCGACAUCUCCAACGCCGACCGUCUGGGCUCGUCCGAGGUGCAGCAGGUGCAGCUGGUGGUGGAUGGAGUCAAGCUGAUGGUGGAGAUGGAGAAGAAGCUGGAGAAGGGCGAGGCCAUCGACGGCAUGAUCCCUGCCCAGAAGUAACGGGGACGAUCGUCUUCCUGUGACCAGGAAACUCCCCUGGAAACUCCCCUGGAAACUCCCCUGGAAACUCCCCUGGAAACUCCCCUGGAAACUCCCCUGGAAACUCACCUGGAAACUCACCUGGAAACUCACCUGGGACUCUGGACUCUGCUAACCUCCUUUCCUUUCCUUUUAUCUACCCUUUUGUCCAGUUCUCUUGUUUGGGUCUGUAACAUCCUGGGAUCAGCCCGGCCGACGCCGCAUCACCCAUACCUUUAUAUAAAACGUCAUCAUUGAAACUGUUCAUACUGUUCAAUUAAAAGCCCCAUUGGAAAAA
Messenger RNA from Cololabis saira (Pacific saury), 1633 nucleotides. It is a transcript of the gene ckma, whose product is annotated as creatine kinase, muscle a. The transcript has 8 exons. Gene Ontology annotation, biological process: phosphocreatine biosynthetic process. The record is from RefSeq and is a predicted model, not a curated record. NCBI's taxonomy places the organism in Eukaryota, Metazoa, Chordata, Actinopteri, Beloniformes, Belonidae. The coding region runs from base 172 to 1317 and encodes 381 amino acids. Gene Ontology annotation, molecular function: creatine kinase activity.